Messenger RNA from Cylicocyclus nassatus, 357 nucleotides. The record is from the annotation of a GenBank genome assembly. Lineage: Eukaryota; Metazoa; Nematoda; Chromadorea; Rhabditida; Strongylidae.
AUGUUUUCAAAAACUCUGCUUUUGAAAUUCAAUUGGAUAGAGUGUCUAUUUUCACUCGAGAAUUCUCUAUAUUCUGUCGUGUCCACUGCAAAUGGAGCUGCAAUACACGAUUGGUCGAAAACAAAACGAGACCUUCAUGUGAGCUGUCGUGCAAGUAUUUUGGAUAUCCGCGCUACUUCAAAGAACGAAAAAGAGCAAAAAUAUUGUCGUGCUGAGGCAGAAGAACUUGUUUUAUCUGAAUUUUGCUCUCACAAGUUGCAUCUACUGCGACAAAUGAAUAAGAAAAAAGGGACCACCGGCCGUAUCGUCUAUCGAAAGAAGAAGAAUCAUUUUUAUUCGAUGUCAAAGUACCUUUAA